UAACCGAAUCACUUUGGUUGCUGUCACGUCGGAAGUCACACGUUACUGCAGAUCUUCACGUCUAUUGUGAAUUUGGAUUUUGUACUUAAUCUGUUACUGCCGUAGUUUGUUGAAAAAUUAUAAAACUUCAAGAUGUGUGACGAUGAAGCAUCUGCUCUGGUUGUCGAUAAUGGCUCCGGAAUGUGCAAGGCUGGCUUCGCAGGUGAUGAUGCCCCUCGUGCGGUAUUCCCAUCGAUUGUGGGUCGUCCACGCCAUCAGGGUGUGAUGGUGGGUAUGGGUCAGAAAGACUCGUAUGUCGGUGAUGAGGCACAGAGCAAACGUGGUAUCCUCACCUUGAAGUACCCCAUCGAGCACGGCAUCAUCACAAACUGGGACGACAUGGAGAAAGUGUGGCAUCACACAUUUUACAAUGAGUUGCGUGUGGCGCCUGAGGAGCACCCAGUUCUGCUGACCGAAGCUCCACUUAAUCCCAAAGCAAAUCGCGAGAAAAUGACCCAAAUUAUGUUCGAAACAUUUAACUCACCCGCAAUGUAUGUCGCCAUUCAGGCUGUAUUGUCACUUUAUGCCUCUGGCCGUACCACAGGCAUUGUAUUGGACUCUGGCGAUGGUGUCUCCCACACAGUCCCCAUCUAUGAAGGUUAUGCCUUGCCUCAUGCUAUCUUGCGUCUGGACUUGGCCGGUCGCGAUUUGACCGACUACCUCAUGAAGAUUCUAACAGAGCGUGGCUACUCAUUCACCACCACUGCUGAGCGUGAAAUCGUGCGGGACAUCAAGGAAAAGUUGUGCUAUGUCGCACUGGACUUUGAGCAAGAAAUGGCAACAGCUGCUGCAUCUACCUCAUUGGAGAAGUCUUAUGAAUUGCCUGAUGGUCAAGUGAUUACUAUUGGUAAUGAACGGUUCCGCACACCCGAAGCGCUCUUCCAGCCGUCAUUCUUAGGUAUGGAAUCCUGCGGUAUCCAUGAAACUGUCUACCAAUCCAUCAUGAAGUGCGAUGUAGAUAUCCGAAAGGAUUUGUAUGCCAACAACGUAUUGUCCGGUGGUACCACUAUGUACCCAGGUAUCGCUGAUCGCAUGCAAAAGGAAAUUACUGCCUUGGCUCCUUCGACCAUUAAGAUUAAGAUCAUUGCUCCACCUGAGCGCAAAUAUUCCGUUUGGAUUGGUGGCUCUAUUUUGGCCUCUCUCUCCACCUUCCAGCAGAUGUGGAUCUCCAAGCAGGAGUACGACGAAUCCGGUCCCGGUAUCGUGCACCGCAAGUGCUUCUAAGCUCUGAAUUCAUCUGUUGCCAACCAAACCGUGGUGAUCCAAAUAAUCGGCUGAUCACCAUGACCUACUUCCCACCGUAUCCGAAUAGCUGCCGAGUCAACGCCAGCGCUGCAGGACUAAAACGAACAUACAUAUAUGAUAUAGAAAAUACAAUGAAAUAUAAAAGGGAACAUUAAACUCAACCCAUUCGAAAUGUA
Messenger RNA from Bactrocera latifrons, 1460 nucleotides. RefSeq names its product actin-5, muscle-specific. The record is from RefSeq and is a predicted model, not a curated record. NCBI's taxonomy places the organism in Eukaryota, Metazoa, Arthropoda, Insecta, Diptera, Tephritidae. The coding region runs from base 133 to 1263 and encodes 376 amino acids. Gene Ontology annotation, biological process: mitotic cytokinesis. The transcript has 3 exons.